GUAGAGAGACAUUCGUAACGCCGCCGAGUUCGUUUUUUCAUCAUAGCUUUAAACGCCAUUGGAAUAAAACCAUCCAUUGAAUACUAUUAUUAGGGUUGACUUGUUAUGUGUGUAUGAUUGUUGAAGGAAGAAGAAUGAAACAAAGAACAAGAGGAGAAGAAGAAGAAGAAAGUGGUUUUGUUGUUUUUUAUGUGGGGGAAGUUGGGAGGUUUAUGGUUUGGGUAGUGGUUUUGUUGAUCACACACACUCACACACAGCUGCCAUCAAUUUCUGGCGUCUAUCUUUCUUUUCCUUAUAUAUAUUUCUAUUAUCCAGUCUACUUCAACAGCCAUGACGUGGAGGUUCUCAAGCGUACCACCGGCUUUCCCAUGCUUACCAAGGAUAAGCUACGCGAAAGAAAUGUUUUCGAUACGCUAAGAGACGAUUUUGUGGCUUGUUUCGGGCAAUGGAACUUCGAACCAGCGGAUCUAAACAUCACUGAAGAAAGCUCUGUCCACAUCUGGCAUGGGAAGGAAGACAAAGUCGUCCCGUUUCAACUUCAAAGAUGCAUUCUCCAGAAGCAGCCUUUGAUCAACUACCACGAGAUCCCUCAAGGCGGACAUCUCAUCGUCCACUACGACGGCACUUGCGACGCGAUUCUACGCUCUCUAUUGCUCGGUGAAGAACACAAAAUGUACAAACCAGUUCUUGAUUCUUGAUUCAAAAGUGUGACAAUGACAUUUACAUUAAUGUAUAUAAACUGUGUGUU
Messenger RNA from Brassica oleracea var. oleracea, 748 nucleotides. RefSeq lists its product as uncharacterized. Lineage: Eukaryota; Viridiplantae; Streptophyta; Magnoliopsida; Brassicales; Brassicaceae. The record is from RefSeq and is a predicted model, not a curated record. The transcript has 2 exons. The coding region runs from base 114 to 698 and encodes 194 amino acids.